Peniophora sp. CBMAI 1063 is the source of this 1137-nucleotide messenger RNA. The record is from the annotation of a GenBank genome assembly. NCBI's taxonomy places the organism in Eukaryota, Fungi, Basidiomycota, Agaricomycetes, Russulales, Peniophoraceae.
AUGGGCGCGGCUGACCCGACUUAUCCCCUCUUCCCCAUCGCCAGCUUCCUCGCUGCAGCGCUCCUUCUGCUCAUCCUGUUAUCCAGAUUCGUCCGCCAGAACUGGAACCUCGGGGUCUGCUUCCUAAGUUUCUGGCUCUUUGUAGUAAACGUCAUCAGCGGCAUGAAUGCCAUCAUAUGGUCAGACAGCAAUGAGAUCAAGCUGUACAUCUAUUGCGACAUUGUGUCUCAUCUGCAAUUGAUGAGCUUCACGGUUCAGUCGUCCGCAACGCUGAUCAUUAUUCGCCGGUUAUACACCAUCGCCAGCGUUCAAUCCGUCGAACCUCCUAGUGGAACAGCUAAACAAUGGGAUGUGAGUAUAGAAUGGAUACUAGGUUUCCUGUUUCCUAUACUGGUUGCUGGGCCCUUAUAUUAUGUGGUACAGGCCGCCCGCUUCGGAGUCGUGUCAGUCCAGGGAUGCGUGUAUAUCAUCGACGAUUCAGGGCUGUCGUACCUACUUCUUUACACCUGGCCCAUCCUGUUUCCGCUAAUUUCGAUACUAGUCUACUACCCGAAAGUUGCCUACACAUUCUACCGCCACAACAGGGAUGUCAACCGCUAUCUACGCACGAAUAACACAAUCACACACUCCACCUACUUCCGCGUUCUCACCCUGGCCAGCAUUGAUAUCCUUGUCACUCUACCGCUUGGUGUGACAGUGUUCGCAUUCGCGAUGGUGUCGGACCGUCCGACUUGGAAGCCGCUCUACCCCGGCUGGGACUAUGUGCAUGUACACUGGGCACCAUACAGCUUUCCCGACGAUGCAAAAGCCGCGCGACCUGUCGCGUUGGCCAGCAAGUUCUUCUUCCUGUGGAAGCCGCCUGCACUCGCCUUUGUGAUCUUCAGCCUCUUUGGUCUGACGGGAGAGGCCAUUGAGUCUUACUGCCAGGCUCUGCGUUACAUCGGCCUUUGCCUCUGCUUCAAGCAGAAGGUAACCUCCCGGAAGCAGGGUGAUCUCGAUCCUUCAGCCCUUGCGGCGAUCGAGCUCGAGAGGCAUCCACAAGAAACCGCGCAGACUGCGACCAUAGUUCGAGCCGGCUCCAUCACUGCCUCGUCUGAGGCGGAGCAGUGGGGAAACAAACGCGUCCAUUCUGUUUAG